Prunus persica (peach) is the source of this 1262-nucleotide messenger RNA. RefSeq lists its product as uncharacterized. Bases 511 to 1164 code for a protein of 217 amino acids. Gene Ontology annotation, biological process: proteolysis. Gene Ontology annotation, molecular function: cysteine-type peptidase activity. The transcript has 6 exons. The record is from RefSeq and is a predicted model, not a curated record. NCBI's taxonomy places the organism in Eukaryota, Viridiplantae, Streptophyta, Magnoliopsida, Rosales, Rosaceae.
UAUCUGCUUUACAGAAAUGGAAACUGCAUUGCAGUUUCCGUUUCCUGCAAUGCAGUGUGUUAUCUGCUUUACAGAAAUGGAAACUGCAUUGCAGUUUCUGUUUUAUCGAAUGAAGUUUCUAAUUAGUUUCCUUUCAAUCUGCAGUUAACACAAGAGGCAUCUCAGCCCGAUGCCACAAAUCCAAUUCCUGACCCCCCUAAAGGAACGAGCCUUCAUGAUUCAAUACCUGUGGAUCUACAACAAUCAAGUGAUGAAGAUGAAGGACAAAAAAAGCAAACAAAGAAAAAACUAGGAUGGGGUCAGAAAAAGGUGUGGCAGAAAAUUCCAAAGCCGGACAGGGAAAGAAUUGAAAAACACUACUUAAGCACUCAACUUCGUGAUAUCUUUUGGGCAGGACUCAAUGAUGAGAAAGUGACAAACCAUGAUCUCAAAGAUAUUGUAUGGGACCUGGAACUGUCACAAAACGUUAUUGAGGCCUAUAUCCAAAUAGAGGAGGAUAAAAUAGAGCCCAUGCAGACAGAGAGUCCACAGUACAUGUCCACAUGGACUUGGGCUUACAUGCAAAGCUUCCUAGAGCCAUCUUGGCACAGGUUCCUGUAUGAACCCUUACUUGAAAAACUCGGGAAAUGCAAUGUUCUUUUCUUCCCAAUUAUUUCACAAGAAGAGUUCCACUUCACACUUCUCACAUUUCACAAAAAUGAACGAAAGUGGAGACACUACAAUCCACUUAGAUCGUUGGGACGUAGAAAAGAAGAAAGGUGCAUUGACAUUGCUCGAAACUUUGUUAAUAUUGUUGAAGGGUGGCUAGAAUAUAUAAGACCUCAAGCACGAGUGUUCAUAGAAACAAAAAAAAAACCAACACUUGUGAAGCAAAAGGAAGGGCCCCCAACACUUGUACAAAAAGAUUUGACUCCAAAUGAAGAACUCACUCUCAAAUGGAUUAUGCAAAAUCCAUUGCAGUUUCCAUUUGAGGAUGACAUGGAAUGUGCUCAACAAAGUGCAUCUUCAUUGGAUUGCGGCAUGUUCGUCAUGUUCUAUAUGGAUAAAAUAGCACAAGGACAGCCCAUUCCAAAAAGCGUGGACAAGAAAUUCAUGAAUGAAUAUCGAGCACAAUAUGUCACAAAACUCCUACACCACAAAAACUGUGUAAUUAAUCGUCUCUAGUGAUUUGCCUUUCGUUAACUCAAGACAAUAUGUAUCUUAAUUCUUGUGGAUGUUUGUAAAUAUUUCUAGUUAUGGUAUAUGAGAACAUAUUUCCUAUA